AAAAUACGAAAGUUGAAAACUCGUGGGAUGUGAAGAAAAUCGAACUCCAUAUAUUCUCAAUCAGAUUCAGACAUCUUUUCUUCAUUGAUCUAGGAACCACAGAACUUAAUCCGAAUUUAAUUAACUCUACGAUCUCUGUGAAUUUGUAGGGUUUCCCAAAGGUAUUUACGAAACAACAGGAAUGGGAGGACUUUCUAUUAUAAAUUUAUCCUCUUCAGUUGGAAUUAGCUCUUGUCAGAGAUGGGGUAACGUCACUACUACUACUUUUUCCUCCCAAAUCUACCAGCUUGCAGUUCCCAAGUUUGAAACAAGCAGCGUCAGCUUUCGGAAUGGGUGUUCUCGCCUCAUUUGCUACUCAAAGCCAUCUGUUUUUCAAGAUUUUCAGGAUUAUGUGAGACCUGAACGUCUUCUGCCAUCCACUGAAGCAAGUAUCUUGACUGAGUCUUCACCAGAUGAUUUCAUUAAUCUCCUUGGAGGUGAUGAAUCUCGAUCAGUAUACUUCAUCAAAUUACGUACGAGUAGCUUCUCUGGUUCAUGUUUGAGCGAUAUAAAUGCUGGAGUAAUGUUUUGCUUGAUAGACGAAAAUGGUAACUCUCUAUUACAGAGAAUUGCAGCAAGUCCCAAGAAUGAAGAAUGUGGUCACAACUUCAGUUGCUUUCAGCGAGGUUCUAGUGACGAGUUUAAAUUUGACGGACCCAAACUAGGAAAAAUUGAAGCUGUUUGGAUCGGUCUUGAGUCAGGUCGUUGGAGGCUAGGAGGUAUCAACUUGAUUGUAAUCAAUGGGUGUCUACCUCAGUCCACUCAAGCUGAACAAGAAGGUAAACUAGACGCCAGCUGUGGCUUACAGUAUUAUUUUGACGUUGAGGAUGUCCACAUAGGAGAUGGCACUGACACGUCGAUGUUGGAACUGAGGCCAAGUACUAUAACCGAGUUAUCUGGAGACAUUUCGUCCUUAACAAAAGUGGGUAUUUGCGAUUCAACUUCAAUCAUUGACCGUGAAAAAUCUAAUGAAGAAAGCAUGGAAGAGUAUGGCGAUUUAAAAUUAUCUUUACUACUUUACGACUUCGUACUUAUAUUUGCUGGUUCCUGGAUCAUGGACAUCUCAGUAGGAGAGAGGGCAGGCCUUGCUUUUCUAACUGGUGGAGGUGUGGGCUUCCUUUAUCUAUUGUUAUUGCAGAGAUCAGUUGAUGGGUUAUCAGCUCCCUCGUCAGUUUCUUUGAAAAGGGAUAGUGAGAAUUUGAAUGAACUAUUGGCAGGACUAAAGGCCCCUAUUUCAGGAUUUGCGUUGGCAGUGGUGGUCGCCGUUGUGGUGGUAAAGUACGGGUCAGAUAUAUCACCGAUAGCUUUGACGCCAAAAGAAAUAUUGGUUGGGAUGACUGGGUUUCUUGUUUGUAAGGUGGCUGUUGUGUUGGCAGCUUUCAAACCCAUGUCGACGAGGGUGAAAUAAGACCAGGGAGUCAUCUUUUCUUUCUGUUCACAUUGCUGAUAGAGAUACAGUAAGCAACUCUGUAUAUACAUGUAUAUAUCAUAUUUCUUCACACUUUACUCCCGCCAUCCAAAACGCUACUUGUUAUUGUAAACCACUAGUGUGGGGCACGUGCAUCGCGUAUGCAAAGAUGGACAAUUGACGAGUUUCAAGUAUGUCAAAAGUUAA
Messenger RNA from Papaver somniferum (opium poppy), 1654 nucleotides. RefSeq lists its product as uncharacterized. NCBI's taxonomy places the organism in Eukaryota, Viridiplantae, Streptophyta, Magnoliopsida, Ranunculales, Papaveraceae. The record is from RefSeq and is a predicted model, not a curated record. Gene Ontology annotation, molecular function: protein binding. The transcript is spliced from 4 exons. Bases 182 to 1447 code for a protein of 421 amino acids.